AUGAUCAUACGUGAGCACUCUGUCCUGGACCGAGAGGGAACGGCCAAGAGGAAUCUGACAGACAAAGUCCAGACGGCGGUGGACAGAGAUGAAACUAUAUCCCCAUCCCUUUGGGUCCUUCUCCCCCUCGUCGUGGCGCGUUUGUGGGCGGAGGAGAGGGACGGAGCUGUCGCUUUCACCGUUAUCGGCCUAGAGCCGGAGAGGAGGUCAACGGGCAAGGCUCGGGGAGCCAGCACCGGGAGAGCGGGGACGGAGGAGGAGGAGGAGGUGAAGGAUGGGGAGCGAGCGCACGAGGAGGAAAACGAGAUGCACGAGCGCCAGGUGGGACCCAGAGCGAUGGAGAUGCAGCGAUGUGCAGUGAGCGAGCUGUCCUUCUCAGCAGAACUCGGUCGCAUCAUCAUGUAUAUCACAAGGCUACAGCUGAACUGCUCCAGGGUUUUACCCCCAGGGAAGGCCCAGACAGUGGCGCCCCCCGUGGCUUCAGCUCGCUCGCUGCUGUGUGCCAAGGACUGGCUGCUUCCAGCUGCAGAUGGACUCUGCGUUGCUUACUCCUUCAGUAUGGAUGGAGGAGACGCAGACUUUCUGAGCACCGUCUCCAGACUCGGAUGCAAAGCCCACAGUUUUGAUCCCAGCACCUCCAGUGCAUCUGUUGGUCACCUUGGCAACAGUUUGGCCAGUAACCAUGGCAACAGGGGCGUCGUCAGCCAGCACAAAUUGUGGCUGGAGUGGCGAGCUCCGAAGAGGCGCAGGCACGGGGCGAGCGGCAGCCCCGGGCGGGGCUGCUCACACGCUGGCCAACAUCAUGGCGGCGCUUGGGAUUCACACCGUUCAUUUUUUUUGUAUGCUGACCUGUUAAGUGCUGAGUGGUGGCUUUUUCAGAACUGGAUCGGGGCGGGGACUCUGCAGAACAUUCAUCAUCUGGUCGCCACUGUGCACCUGCACUGGGCAGGCUUUGAGGUGGGGGGCAGCGACGAGGAGGUGCUCCGCUACUGGUUCAGUGUGCUGCGGGGCCUUGAGGCCGCUGGACUCCACCUGGUUGACAGUCCUUAAGCACACUGUGGAAAGCGCUCGCAGCUCCUACACCCUCAGCUGGGUCAACACACGACACUGACACUCAACAAAUGCUGUUGUGGAGGGAAACAAACAAGACUGAGAAUGUUUUGCCUGAAAAAUGAUGCAGUUCUGUGGAAAAAAAAUUUGCCUUUCUUUUACCACAAAUUUCUUCAUCCAACACCGCCCUCUAGUGGGCGUUAAUGGAUUUACAUUUUACAACUUGAGAGGGAAAGAGACGUGUUCAUUAUACAAUGCUGACAACAAUUACUCUCUGUGGCGGGAAAAGGAACAGUGGCUGAUGUUCUUUGUUCAGGUCAAAAUAAUGUGAUUCAAAGAAUAUAUUUUCUGCAAAGCUGGCAAUAAAAUACAGAACAGAAAUGCCUUUUUUGCUUGGCAUCCUGAGAUGACUUUUGUUUUGAGUUUGAGCUGUUUACAUAAACUGAAACGACUGCCCCCUAUUUAAAUGCACAGUUAAUAAUUAUCUGGAAAAAAGCUAAUUUGAUUAAACAAAUAAUCACAACCUCUUUACAUAUAUUUUAACCAACGGUAUCCCAAAGAAAAUAUUUAAUAAAGCUUGUUUAUUUUUCUGUACAUCUGUGUAAAACAUCAAUCCCCUUUUAAAAGUGUGCAUAUUUAAAUUUAUUAGAUAAAACUGUGCUUCCUUCAGUAACGCGUUCAGUGCCUUGCAGAGCUCUUUUAAUGUUUCCUUUUUUUUCUCUCCCUCUUUACAAUCGCAUAAUUCAAUAUAAUUCACCAGAAAUGUAUGUGGUAGCCAGCACAAGAAAUGAUCAAAUCCGUAAGCAAAAGUAAUCUUUUCUUUUUAAAUAAAUACUAAUCUAUAA
Messenger RNA from Poecilia latipinna (sailfin molly), 1895 nucleotides. Its product is annotated as methyltransferase-like protein 24. Bases 1 to 1050 code for a protein of 349 amino acids. The record is from RefSeq and is a predicted model, not a curated record. The transcript is spliced from 6 exons. Lineage: Eukaryota; Metazoa; Chordata; Actinopteri; Cyprinodontiformes; Poeciliidae.